GGGCGCGCCCCUGAGAAGGGUCCGGACCGCGCACACGUGCGCCGCGCCCUAGGGGCCGACUGGCACCUCCCGCGGGGCGGGGCGGUCCGUUUCUCUUUGACACCGCCUUCCUGCCCCUCCCCUCGCGAUUCCCGGCGGAGCCACUGCUGAAGCGGCUGCGGCGGCCGGGAAGGGGACUGCGAGUUGGCCCGCGCGACACGCGCCGGCCCCGACCCAAUGCAGUGACUCGUGCGGCUCAGCAGCCUCGUCCCCCGCCGGCGGGGUACGGGCUUUCUGCGGCGGGAUGUUCUCUCGAAGGAGCCAUGGAGACGUGAAGAAGUCCACCCAGAAGGUGUUGGACCCCAAGAAGGACGUGCUGACACGCCUGAAGCACCUGCGGGCGCUGCUGGAUAAUGUGGAUGCAAGUGAACUUAAGCAGUUUUUUGAGACCAACUAUUCUCAGAUAUAUUUCAUCUUCUAUGAAAAUUUUAUAGCACUGGAAAAUAGUUUGAAAUUAAAAGGGAAUAACAAGUCACAAAGGGAGGAGCUGGACUCUAUCCUCUUUAUUUUUGAAAAAAUACUGCAGUUUCUACCUGAACGAAUUUUCUUUCGAUGGCAUUACCAGAGCAUAGGCUCAACUUUAAAGAAGCUUCUACACACUGGAAAUUCUAUUAAGAUAAGAUGUGAAGGAAUCAGGCUGUUUCUUCUGUGGCUUCAGGCACUUCAGACAAACUGUGCAGAAGAGCAGGUGCUGAUUUUUGCUUGCCUUGUGCCUGGUUUCCCAGCAAUUGUUUCCUCCAGAGGGCCCUGUACACUGGAGACGCUCAUCAGUCCGAGCCCUAGUGUAGCUGAUGCAAAGAUAUAUCCAGAAGAAAUCAGUCCACUCCUGCCAGCCAUAUCGGGGGAAAAGAUCGCUGAGGACCAAACAUGCUUUUUUCUUCAAAUACUGUUGAAAUAUAUGGUCAUUCAGGCUGCAAGCUUGGAAUGGAAGAAUCAGGAGAAUCAAGAUACUGGUUUUAAAUUUCUUUUUACGUUGUUUCGAAAGUAUUAUCUUCCUCAUUUAUUUCCAUCAUUUACUAAGUUAACAAACAUCUACAAACCUGUACUUGACAUCCCCCAUUUAAGACCAAAGCCAGUGUAUAUUACUACAACUCGAGACAAUGAAAACAUUUACAGUACAAAAAUUCCAUUCAUGGCAGCUCGUGUUGUUUUUAUUAAGUGGAUUGUAACUUUCUUUUUGGAAAAAAAGUAUUUAACUACAACACAAAACACUAAAAAUGGAGUUGAUGUAUUGCCUAAAAUCAUGCAGACUGUUGGCGGUGGUACAUCACAAGAGAGAGUGCCGGAGCUGGAGGGUGGCGGGCCUGUAGAGGCAGAUAAAAACCAUUCUAACAGCAGCACCUUGUCCGACCGGAGACUCAGCAGCUCUAGCCUUUGUAGCAUUGAAGAAGAGCACAGAACUGUGUAUGAAAUGGUGCAGCGGAUCCUCUUGUCGACGCGCGGUUAUGUCAAUUUUGUGAAUGAAGUAUUUCGUCAGGCAUUUUUGUUGCCUUCCUGUGACAUAGCUGUAACAAGGAAAGUAGUUCAAGUAUACAGAAAGUGGAUCCUCCAGGACAAACCUGUGUUCAUGGAAGAACCAGAUAAAAAAGAAGUUGCCCAAGAAGAUGCUGAAAAAUUAGGAUUUUCAGAGACUGACUUCAAGGAGACUGCAUCUGAAAGUUCUGGUCAUAAACGAUCGUCCAGUUGGGGACGAACAUACUCCUUCACCAGUGCUGUGAGCAGAGGGUGUGUGACAGAAGAGGAAAAUAAGAAUGUGAAAGCCGGGGCCCAGGCUAUGCUACAGGUAUUUCUGACAAAUGCUGCAAAUGUCUUUUUGCUGGAACCAUGUGCUGAAGUUCCCAUGCUCUUGAAAGAACAAGUUGAUGCUUGUAAAGCUGUUUUGAUUAUUUUUAGGCGCAUGAUAAUGGAGCUUACAAUGAAUAAAAAGACAUGGGAACAGAUGUUGCAAAUACUACUCAGGAUAACAGAAGCUGUCAUGCAGAAGCCAAAGGAUAAACAAAUAAAGGACUUAUUUGCCCAGAGCUUGGCAGGGUUACUGUUUAGGACGCUCAUUGUGGCUUGGAUCCGAGCAAACCUCUGUGUGUACAUUUCUCGAGAGCUCUGGGACGACUUCCUUGGUGUGCUGUCCUCUCUCACAGAGUGGGAGGAACUCAUAAACGAGUGGGCCAACAUCAUGGACUCCUUGACAGCUGUGCUUGCGAAAACUGUUUAUGGAGUUGAGAUGACAAACCUACCUCUGGACAAAUUAAGUGAACAAAAGGAAAAGAAACAACGAGGCAAAGGCUGUGUUCUAGAUUCUCAGAAAGGAACCACUGUGGGGAGAUCCUUUUCUCUUAGCUGGCGGAGCCACCCAGAUGUGACUGAGCCAAUGCGAUUUAGGAGUGCCACCACAUCUGGGGCACCAGGAGUUGAGAAAGCAAGAAAUAUCGUUCGCCAAAAAGCAACUGAAGUGGAAGAAUGUCAACAGUCAGAAAAUGCACCCGCAGUUGACUCCGGCUGCCUGGUGGCAGAGCAGCAGCAGCAGAUCUUUCGGAGCAGCAGCACUCCUGAUGUCACUGAGCUGCUGUGCUCAGAGUCUUCUCACGGUCAUAAGGUAGAAAAUGCACAGAAUUUGAGUUCUUCAGAGCCUAAGCCUUUUCAAGAGAAUAAAGGACAUGUGAAGAAUGAACAUGAAGGAAUAACAAUCUUAGUUCAAAGAAGCAGCAGCUCUGCUGAAUUGGAUUUAAAAGAUGAUUUGCAACAGACACAAGGAAGUGAAAGUGUCAGCAGUGACACAGCUCUGGGCUAUAACAGCGAGGCAGAGCUGUCCAUGAGCCCAUGGCAGACCUGUGAGGAGGAUGCAGAACUAAACACUCCUACAGAUGUUGUGGCUGACUCUGAUGCCCGCCAUUGGUUACAACUGAGUCCCACUGAUGCUUCAAACUUAACAGAUAGCAGCGAAUGCCUUGCAGAUGACUGUAGUAUAAUUGCUGGAGGGAACCUCACUGGUUGGCACGCAGACUCUGCCGCUGUGUUGUGGCGAAGAGUCUUGGGAAUCCUCGGAGAUGUAAAUAAUAUUCAGUCACCCAAAAUCCAUGCCAAAGUUUUUGGCUACCUAUAUGAACUCUGGUACAAACUAGCAAAGAUACGGGAUAAUCUAGCAAUAAGCCUGGAUAACCAAUCUUCUCCAUCUCCUCCGGUCUUGAUCCCACCACUCAGAAUGUUUGCAUCAUGGCUAUUUAAGGCGACAACAUUGCCAAAUGAAUAUAAGGAAGGCAAACUACAAGCCUACAAACUGAUCUGUGCCAUGAUGACCAGACGCCAGGAUGUUCUGCCAAACUCAGACUUCCUGGUGCAUUUUUACCUUGUGAUGCACCUGGGAUUAACCAGUGAGGAUCAGGAUAUCUUAAACACCAUUAUAAGGCACUGUCCACCCCGCUUCUUCUCCCUGGGUUUGCCUGGCUUUUCAAUGUUGGUGGGAGACUUCAUCACGGCUGCUGCCAGGGUCCUCGGUACAGACAUGCUGGCGGCACCUCGUUCAGAAGCUCUCACCAUUCUUGGUUCUCUUGUCUGCUUUCCAAAUACCUACCGGGAAAUCCCUUUGCUGCAGUCCAUGCCGAAAGUUAGUGAAGUCAUUACAGGAACCGAAGAUGUCAAGCAUUACCUCAUAAAUAUUUUACUGAAGAAUGCCACAGAGGAACCAAGUGAAUGUGCAAGAUGCAUUGCUGUUUGCUCCCUCGGGGUCUGGAUAUGUGAAGAACUCGCACAGUGUACAAGCCAUCCUCAACUGAAAGAGGCCAUUAAUGUGAUAGGUGUCACUUUGAAGUUUCCUAACAAAAUCGUGGCUCAGGCAGCUUGUGAUGUUCUUCAGUUGCUGGUUUCCUACUGGGAAAAGCUUCAGAUGUUUGAAACCUCUCUGCCUCUGAAAAUUGCAGAAAUACUUGUGGCCACAAUUGCUUUUCUUUUACCAAGUGCAGAGUACUCCUCAGUGGAAACAGAUAAGAAGUUUAUUGUGUCCUUGCUACUCUGCCUCUUGGACUGGUGCAUGGCAUUGCCAGUGAGCACCCUUCUCCACCCAGUGUCCACGGCAGCCCUGGAGGAGCAGCACCUAUCCAGAGCCCCCUUGCUGGAUUAUAUCUACAGGGUUCUACACUGCUGUGUUUGUGGCUCAAGCACAUAUACCCAACAGAGUAACUACACACUGACCCUGGCUGACCUGUCAUCCUCAGAUUAUGACCCCUUCCUGCCACUGGCAAAUGUGAAGAAUUCUGAGCCAGUCCAGUAUCAUUCAUCAGCAGAACUGGGCAACCUGCUUACUGUUGAAGAGGAGAGGAAGAGACGAAGUUUGGAGCUGAUUCCUCUAACUGCCAGAAUGGUAAUGGCCCACCUGGUGAAUCACCUGGGACACUUCCCCCUCCGAGGGGGCCCUGCUGUGCUGCACAGCCUGGUCAGCGAGAACCAUGACAACGUGCAUGCGGAAGCCUCUGAGCUUUCCUCCGAGGUGUUCAGGAGCCCAAACCUGCAGCUGUUUGUAUUUAAUGACAGCACUCUCAUCUCCUACCUUCAGACACCCACAGAAGGACUGGCAGGCGUAUCACCUGUGGCCGCCCUCUCUGAUGUGAGAGUAAUUGUGAGGGAUAUCUCAGGGAAGUACUCUUGGGAUGGGACAGUUUUAUAUGGACCUUUGGAAGGCUGCUUAGCACCCAAUAGCAGAAAUCCUUCAUUUCUGAUUUCAAGCUGGCAUCAUCAAACAUUUGGACCUCAGAGAGAUUUUUCUCAAACUGAGGAAGCAGAUGAUGUCCUCGACAAAUUACUUGAAAACAUUGGCCACACAAGUCCUGAAUGCCUUUUGCCAUCGCAGCUAAAUCUAAAUGAGCCUUCCCCACCCCCAUGUGGAAUGAAUGGUGACCAAGAGAAAGAAAUCAUUGAGGUCAUUUUGCGCCAGAAUGCGCAAGAAGAUGAGUAUGUUCAGAGGAGUAACUCUGAUUUGGCCAUGAGAGUCACCAACCAGGAGCAGCCGUCACCAGUGGAGCCCCGAGGACCCUUUUAUUUCUGCAGGCUGUUGCUUGAUGACUUGGGAAUGAAUUCUUGGGAUAGAAGAAAGAAUUUCCAUCUGUUGAAGAAAAAUUCAAAAUUAUUGAGAGAGCUAAAAAAUUUAGACUCCCGUCAGUGCCGUGAAACACACAAAAUUGCAGUGUUUUACAUUGCUGAAGGUCAAGAAGACAAGUGUUCAAUCCUCUCCAAUGAAAGAGGAAGCCAAGCAUAUGAAGACUUUGUUGCUGGACUUGGAUGGGAGGUGGAUCUCUCUACCCACUGUGGAUUCAUGGGUGGACUUCAGCGCAACGGCAGCACAGGGCAGACUGCCCCUUACUAUGCUACCUCAACCGUGGAAGUGAUUUUCCACGUUUCCACUCGGAUGCCGUCGGACUCAGAUGAUUCACUCACCAAAAAGCUUCGUCACUUGGGGAAUGACGAGGUCCACAUCGUCUGGUCUGAACACUCUAGGGACUACCGCAGGGGUAUUAUCCCAACCGCCUUCGGAGAUGUUUCAAUCAUUAUUUACCCAAUGAAGAAUCACAUGUUCUUUAUCGCGAUAACAAAGAAACCUGAGGUUCCGUUUUUUGGGCCUCUGUUUGAUGGAGCCAUAGUGAGUGGGAAGCUACUGCCAAGCCUAAUAUGUGCCACGUGCAUCAAUGCCAGCAGGGCCGUGAAGUGCCUCAUCCCACUCUACCAGAGCUUCUACGAAGAGCGAGCUCUGUAUCUCGAAGCAAUAAUUCAGAACCACCGCGAAGUAAUGACAUUUGAGGAUUUUGCAGCCCAAGUCUUUUCUCCCUCUCCCAGCUACUCCCUCAGUGGAACGGAUUAAAGUACGUAAAGGUCUCAUUGCAAUAUUUGAGCAAGGGCCGUGGCCACCAGCCUGAGUGCCUACCUCAUGGUGCCUCUUGGCAAGGAGGAGAUGAUUGAGACUCUCCAACUCUCCCCACCCCGAGCCUCCAAACCCAGAGACUCCAGAAACAUUGCUGCUCAGCUAGUGCUCUCAGCAAGCCUUCCUGUUAACGGACUUCCGAAGUUAAAGACAAAUCCCACCAGAAUGCUGCAAAUUGGACUCUUUCCAACUAGGUAGUGUCAUCUUGUCCUGAAACCUCAUAAACCUUGGCCUCAAAAGAAGAAAAGAAAAAGUCACCAACAACCGGAGAUAGGGCCACUGUCAUGUGGACGUUUGUGAGGCUGCUCCAGGCAGAGACAGCAGGAGAUUCUGGGCUUUCAGGGAGGGGGCACAGCGCAGCUGGUUUCUGUACCCCAAGUAGUUUCCUCUUGUUGAUAAACCCAAGCAUGAUUCACAGAGGGCUGGCAAAACAACCGUCAAAUUGAGGAAUUUUCUCUGCAUCGAUUUUGCUCAUUCUUAUGUUAGGAUUUAUGGUUUACUCAAAAAUUUCAUCAUCGUGGAAAUUGGCUUUCCCUAGGGUCUUUUGCCCAAGAGAAGUUUUUCCUCAGUUGCUGAGUGUUUUUCCACCUGGUGCCUGAUGCCCACUAUCUGGGGAGAGGUUUUCCUGACCGUCCUGGAGGUCCUCUGGGUCAUGACAGUGAUGCUUCUAUCGCAGAACACUCAGAUGUUUCUAGAAAUGCAGGGUUUUGUCCCUGUGAAAGCUCUGUAGGUCAGGAAGCUUUCAAGGCUCCGCCCAGCACAGCGCUGAGUCAACACAGGGGCACGUGCCCGCUCAGGUGCAUGAGACAGGCACCCCUGCGAUGUCCAUUUGCCUCCAAAAGUGUCAUCCUGCAACUAUGCUCACCUGCCUGCUGCCCACAAAGGACCACAGCAGGGACUUUAGAAAUAUUUCCCAUCUCACAGAGCUUUAAAGUAACAGAUUCAAAGCACGUUUUUGAUCAUACUUUUCACUUAUUUGGCUCUUAGGGGGACAUGAUGAACUUGUUUUUUUGUUUUUGUUUUUGUUUGUUUGUUUUAAGAGAAAAAAAACGAAAAGCUCUACCUUCUGCCAGCACUUGCCCAUCACUCUUGCUGGGGUUCUGCAGGUGUUAGAGAUAGAAUCAACAGAAAAGACCUGCUUCUCACUUAGAUCCUCGGCCUGUCUCAGAUCUAGAGCUUUGCCCCCUCACCCAGUGCAGGUUGUUUCAGAGCACACAGGUCCAGAGUAAGCCCCUGGCUCAGAACAGGGUGGGGCAGCUGCUAGCUGAGACCCCAGUCACAAGAAAGGUCGGCCAUGCAUGGGUGCUUUCCCGCCCUCAUCUGCCCUCUGCCUCUCUCCUCCGCACCCACCUGUGUUACCUGCAGCCUGUUUUGGUCACCUUCCCAGUGAACCCUCUGAGCCUACUCACCCCGUCAGAGAAGCUGUUUUCACUGACCAGUCAGUUCUUUCUGUCAGCCAUCAACUUGGUUUGGCUGGUACUUGACCUUUGAGGAGCAACGGGCAGACCCAGGAUUCUCUUUUGGGACAAGUGAGAUUCCUUUUUGGGACAAGUGAGAAAAGACUGAGAAAGUCUUUCCUAUUAGAAAGAUGGGUCUUCUAAUUCUAGAGAGAAUUUGUUUCUCUGCUUUAUAGAGGAUUGCAAGUAGGGCCCAAAUCCGCCCAGCAGAAGCAGUUUAAGCAUGAUCUGAAAGUAAGAGAACAAAGGAUUUUCCAGAUUUUCCAACAUAGAAGACAUAGCCGUAGGCAUUGGGGGCUGUCCUGUAAGUGAGGAUUUGCUCACUCAUUGGGGCUUAAUGGCAACAUAAAAGGUGACUGGAAGUCACAGCAUUUUGUUCUAUAAGCAAAUGCCACAAGUCUUAUCUUCCCUUCCCCGGGCACACAUCUUUUUAAUGACUUAGGCUUAGUGAUUGGUAUGGUUUGGCCCCUGUCACUGAGGCUUAAGACUGGUGUUGAGUUGCUUUGUUUCAUAUUUACAAAGUACCCAGGCCUCAUUUCUGCAUGUUCUUGGGCUCCGGAGUCCCACAGAGGCUCUGACAGGAAGUAGCUUCUAGGAGAACAUUUUAUCUUCAGGUUUUAGAAACUCCCAGUGCAGAAUUCUUGUAUUUAGUCAAAGUGUCAGGACUUGGAAUUCGUAUUGAACUUCUCUAGACUUCUGUUCCAUGAUUUCAUUUUGCCUCCAGGAAUCCGUCCUCCUGACCCUGCAGUGAGAAAUGCAGUUGUAAUUCAGACCUUCCUGUCAUCCCUAAUGAUUUUAAUAACUCUGUGACCCCAGAUUAUAGCCAGCGUUUUUGCUACUGGAGCUUUUGCUGAGCCGCUAUUCUUAGUACCAGCUUUGGUUUGGAAAUUUGGAAUGGGGUAGCAGGGAAUCUGGUGAACAGGUGCUUGCAAUCACAUGGACUUGAAUCGUUUUUGUUAUUUGGGGUGGAAAAUUGAAAUGAUGAGGUCUUUUUUUUUUUCACAUAGAAAAGUAAAUAUUGUGCUUUUGUAAUAAAUGCCUUUCAGCAGAAUUGCAGAGUGUCACUCAUCUGGUGGGGAUCCACCUGAGUCACAAUGCUGACUCAUCACAUUAGCAGGUCAGCCAUCUGUAAACAAAAGUGGCCCUAAUUGGCCCAAAAUGGAUAAGAGUCACUGGCUUCCAGGCAGAACCAGGCUGGUUCCCUCACUUCUCUGCACGCUGAUAUUCUGUAGUCUGAGUAGGUUUUUGUACUUAAAAAAAAUAGCAAUGCCACAAAAUGAUGACUUUUUAAAAAAUAGUAUAACCUUAAGCAGACAGAAGUCAGGAAAUUUAGCUUGGGUAAGUAGCUCACAGUGUCUUCAUACAGUUAAGGCUGCAGUUCCUAAGAGCCACAGGGACGGUGAGGGGAUUACGCCUUGACUCGGUGAGAGGGGCUGACUGAUGGGACCCUUAGCCUUACAAACGAGAUCACAUGGAUCCGUAGACUGCAGACAACGUCUUCCUGACCUUCCUCAGGUGCCACCACCUGUGCUUCAUUUACUGUUAUAUUUGUGUCAUCUGGGGAUGUGAGGGGUCCUUUAAAACCUACUGUGGUGUCUUAUAUGUACCUAUGCUACCUUUAUGUCUACUGAAUGGGAUUGUCUGCCUCUGAAGGGAAAUUCAGCAUAAGCGACCAUUGUUUUAGUUGCCUCAAUAUCUAUGUAUGACAUAUACAUUAAGUGAAUGUUUUAUGUUUUCAGGUCUACAAUAUUUAGUACAUGUAAAUAAGGUAAAAACUUGAUAAAUAUCAUAAUUAAGUUAUAGUGUGUCAUUAGAUUUUUAUUUUGCUCUUAUUUAAUUUUCCUAAUGCUCCACAUCUGGGUUUAUGCCUAGGUGAUAUAGACCUUUAUGUGUAACUCACCCUUGCAGGCAUGUGUAUUGUGCCAGGACACACUGCAGCAAAGACGUGCCACGCCCAGAAAAGCACACUGCUCCACAGAUGACCACCACUUGACUCCAGUUUAUCCUCUUUUUCUCUUUAAUUCUAACUUACUGUGAUGAUUUAAUAAAGUAGAAACACAGCACUUA
Molecule: messenger RNA, 9468 nt
Organism: Pteropus alecto (black flying fox)
Lineage: Eukaryota; Metazoa; Chordata; Mammalia; Chiroptera; Pteropodidae
Gene: RALGAPA2
Product: Ral GTPase activating protein catalytic alpha subunit 2
Exons: 40
Coding region: 284-5884 (1866 amino acids)
Biological process (GO): regulation of small GTPase mediated signal transduction; positive regulation of GTPase activity
Cellular component (GO): cytoplasm; nucleus
Molecular function (GO): GTPase activator activity
Source: RefSeq, a predicted model, not a curated record